AAAUAUUGAGGUCAUAAUACAUUUCGAUCUUGAUCGAAUUUGCAGUUUGAAAUUACCAGGAACGCAAAAUUUCGAACGGCCAUAUUUACGGAACUCUUAGUCGUAUUUUGCCCAUCAUCGAAUAUCCGAGCUCCAAACCUAUCCUGGAAAUUUCAAGAUUCUGGGCCUUUCCGUUCAGAAGUUAGGUAUCGUAUAUACCGUCGGCCGGCUGGACGGACAGAAUUGAAUUUGAGGACGAACUUGACACCUGCGAGACGAACCUUAACGUUUGAAAAUUUUGAGAUUAUUCCCAGCUCAAAUUUCGAGAAAUACAGAUAUUAUGACGAAACAAAGUAAUAGUUAUAUUCAGAGAUUGAUUUUUGAAGCCAAAAAUGAGACAACUAUUUAUAUCAAUUACUUAUCGAUAAUGAAAUUUGAGGGAAAGUCCUCUAAUACAAUCCUCUGAUAGCAAGUAAUACAUAACAUGAAUAGGCACUACCAAAUUAUUCUAUAAAUAUAAACUUUCAAUUUAAUAUUUCACUCAUUCACACUUUCUUGUGUGUAGAAAUUAAAAAAUCCCAAACAAACAUUCUUCCCGAUGUGAUUGAACUGAUGAGGAAUUUCAUUUGAAGUUUUGAUUCAAGAAAAGAGCUUGCUGUCAAUUUUAAUUUCAAGUGCAAAGUGAUAUUUUGAACUAUUUUUUCAAAACAUUCUCAUUUCUCGACUGGAAAUAUGCAUUUAAAUUUGAACCCGUUAAAAUAUGUGAAUAGGUACCUACACAAAAAAAAUGAUAACACAAGAGAUAUCAGUCCCUGCUAUAUUGCUUCCUAGAAUAAUGUAUUCCCAUUAUAACUCUGUACCAACGAAUUAAAACUAGAUAACAGAACACGAAAAAAAAAAUCAUAACACUGGCCCUCUACACAAUUCAUCGAAUUAAUUAUAACUAACAAAAUCGGGGGUUAUCGAUUUGGACUGCACGUUAAUGUAAAUAACAAAUACCAGGAACAUAGCGACAAGGUUUUAUAUAAACAACGGUAUGCAUCGUAACUCGAAAAAUUGAAAAUGUUCUUCAUUAAGUCAGUGCUGUUAUUAUGUUUAUUCUGCUACGUUAGAGCAGAACAUUUGACAUUCAAAAAUGUGACAGUUCACGGGUACAGUGCUUUUAACCACAAAUUCAAACAAGUGAUCGUCUCGUCGAAUUACCUCAAAGAUGAACUUCCAAGAAGUGUCUUCGACGCCGUCGAAAUCAGACACCAAGAUAUACCUGUUCUAUAUGAAAAUUGCAUAAGUGAUAUCAGUGCUCUGGAUGAAUUGAUACUGGAAGAGAAUAAUAUACAAGAAAUUGAACCAGGAGCAUUCAAAAACUUAUCGCAAAUUCGUUUAAUAAAACUGAAGAAGAACCAUCUCAAAACAAUCACGGAAGGUAUAUUCAAUAAUCUCCCUGUAAGUGACCUCGACCUUAGUCAAAAUGAAAUUUCUGUUAUCGAAGAUAAGGCGUUGGACAAUAUGCCGAAUUUGUUAAACAUCAGAUUAACCUUAAAUAAAAUAACCACUUGGAACAGCAAUUGGUUUAAAGCUACUCCACUUUUAACCCGUUUAUCAUUCCAACGUAAUCUAAUAAAAGAACUACCAUCAGAUGCAUUCUCAAAUAUGGCAGGCACUAAAAGUUUCGGCAAGAUACCUUUGACCUUGAACUUGCUUUUCAGUAACAACAAAAUUAGUAGAGUGGAUCCUCACACCUUCAGAGGUUUGAAUAAAAUCAACAAUCUCUGGUUGGACAACAAUCUUCUAGAAGAAUAUCCUCCAAAAAUGCUGAACAAGGUUUCAGUACACGCGUUGAGAAUAAGCAACAACAAAUUGAAGUGUAUAGAUGACAAAGAAUCUCUCUUGAAGGCGGAAAUAAACGAUAUCGAUGCAAAUCCCUUCGAUUGUGAUUGCUUGUCUGAUAUCAAGAACUGGGCGGAAAAAAAUAAUAAAUCAGUUUCUACGUUUUAUGCCGAUAUGAAUUGUUAUGCUGAAAGAUUGGAAGGCAAAAUGAGGGAUAUAGAAAAACUGUUGAAAUAAAUGAAAGGAAAUCGGGAGAACAAAAAAGAAGAAAACACUACAACUUCAACCGAGUAAAUUUAUUUUUAUUUGAUAUGUUAUAAAAUAAAAAAGUUAGUGAUUAGUGUUAGAAUUUUGUAGUAAUAACUCUUAUUAUAUUCAUUCGAACAUAAAUAUAAAUAUUUUUUCCGA
This is a messenger RNA of Harmonia axyridis, 2214 nucleotides long. RefSeq names its product leucine-rich repeat-containing protein 15-like. The transcript has a single exon. The record is from RefSeq and is a predicted model, not a curated record. The coding region runs from base 1042 to 2043 and encodes 333 amino acids. NCBI's taxonomy places the organism in Eukaryota, Metazoa, Arthropoda, Insecta, Coleoptera, Coccinellidae. Gene Ontology annotation, cellular component: plasma membrane.